AUGCCCCCCAAGCCUGGCCGCUUUGAUUCCUUUUUCCGUCCAUGGGGUCUGAUAUGGUUAUCUAUUUGCCUACACUGGGAAGCUUUGAAACAAGCGAUUCGUCGAGACGGCCUCGCAGCACUUGGCCGCCCGCGACAGAUUCGGGAUGCCGCUUCGGCAAAGUUGCUCAAUCUAACCUCUGGCAAUUUCAUCGCCUACGAAGACACAACCAUUGUUCCCUUGCUCGUACGAGCCGCUAGCGGCAUUGUUCUUGAAUUGGGCCCUGGGCCAGGCAAUCAGAUUCAUCGUUUUGAUACCUCUAUUAUCAAACAUAUCUAUGGUGUCGAACCUAACCCCCACUUUGAAGACGCCAUAAAUGCCAAGUUAGAGAAGCAUAAUCUACGAGAGAAGUAUAGUUUUAUGGCUUGUGGCGUUGAGGAUAGCGAUGUUCUGAGAGAAGAAGGAAUCAUGGAGGGGAGUUUGGAUUCCGUUUUGUGCAUCCAGGUGCUGUGUGCAGUAAAGGAUCCAAAGAACGUGAUGAAGGAAGUGUGGAAACUGCUCAAACCUGGGGGCAAGUUCAUAUUCUGGGAGCACGGAUCGAGUAGAAACCGUUUAACGAAUGUAGCGCAAGUUUGUUGGAAUCCUACCUGGAGCAAAUUUGUCGGAUGCAAUUUGACUCGGAAUGUCUUGGGAGAUAUUCUGGACAGUGGAGAGUGGGAAAAUCCACAUGAGAUCGAAGAGCCUGAUGAACCUUUCAGUUUGUUGCCUAGGAUUCAGGGUGUUCUGGUUAAGAAGAAGGCUUAA
This is a messenger RNA of Penicillium pulvis, 783 nucleotides long. RefSeq names its product class I SAM-dependent methyltransferase. The coding region runs from base 1 to 783 and encodes 260 amino acids. The record is from RefSeq and is a predicted model, not a curated record. The transcript has 4 exons. Lineage: Eukaryota; Fungi; Ascomycota; Eurotiomycetes; Eurotiales; Aspergillaceae. Gene Ontology annotation, molecular function: S-adenosylmethionine-dependent methyltransferase activity.